Molecule: messenger RNA, 1488 nt
Organism: Fusarium odoratissimum NRRL 54006
Lineage: Eukaryota; Fungi; Ascomycota; Sordariomycetes; Hypocreales; Nectriaceae
Exons: 2
Coding region: 101-895 (264 amino acids)
Source: RefSeq, a predicted model, not a curated record
CGCGGUUUCAUCGCCCUUGGUUUCAAUAUUAGAUAAAUCUCUUCUUGUGACUCCGUUUUUUCGUUUGAACCCCCUAUCGUCCUCGACACAUGUUUUCAUUAUGACAUCCCGCAUUCAGCAACUUCUUCUUCUGGCUUGGUCCGUGCCAACAUUACUCUCAGGCCAAGUCAGCAGUGUCGCGGCGCACAAUCUUGACUAUGUAAAUGGCGAGACCGGACUGAGCAUCGAGAGUUUAUCGAGAUCGCGAGAGUUCAAUGUACCGAGAUCAGAUGAAGAAUCGCGUCGACAAUAUUGCUUUGGAACAACACAGAACCAGCUUUAUGUUACCGACUUCUUGCAAAGUAACUUGGACAUAUUGACAGGGCAUUCGACUUGUUGGCUAAACAGAGGAGUCGCUGGUCUAAGAACUUCGCUCGAAAGAAACCUCACAUCGACGCGUCCGUCGGGUAUGCAGGUUCCGAAAUGCCCUAUCAACAUCACUAGCUCAGGCAACACCUACCUGAUCAACUUCACCAAGAACAGCUAUCACGUUAACACCAUUUCGAAACCUCUGUUAAUAAUACUGACUGGUAUACACGUGGCCGCCAUGACACUCGCUUUCUUUUUCGUAUACCCUACCAUCCUGAUCUUUUCAACCCUGAUCGCUCUUGGCGAACUCAUUGAGCGACCUUUGUUUAAAGCUCGGAUCGAAAAAUGGCAGAAGAUACUUUUCUGCGUCUUCUUCCUGCCUCUUCUGGCUAUUGGCAUGCUAUGCGGGUUGGCUGGGAUGGGAUCGUCAGACCAUUUCCGAACAGAACACGGGGUAAGUGGUAUGUCUUAUGUGCACAGCAGUGCUGACCAUCUACCCUCCAGAUCAUUGGCUUGGUCACAGCAGUUUUGGCGACGUUGGCAGUAGGAGCCUACCUCAUCGAGAACAGCCUCAGACCUAAGGUUUCAAUGAAUAGGAAAUGGCGCCGGGUGCAUAUGAUGGUUAACUACACCGAUAUCUUCCUCUGCCAGGCGGUUCUCAUGCUUUCGGGCUUCGCCCUGCCCGACGGUAUCGACGACUUCCAAGUCAUGAGCCUUUGCGGAACAAGACACAUAUCCACGUCAUUGUCGUUCUCGGUGGGUAUGAUGGUGGCGUUCAUAUGGAACAGUGCCAUGGCGGCUAUGACCCUUCAGUGGUGGCUUGUUCGCAGGGCUAGUGAGGAUAAGCCUCCUGGCAAGAUGUGGCUGCUGGUAUCACGCAUCUUCAGGCGGAAUACUGACACCUGCGAGGAUGAUGGGUAGAAGGGCGAAAGCUUCACUCAAUUCGAUUGACGGGGGCAUGAUGAGACGCGUUGAUGUAUGUGUUACGUACUAUUUGGCUGUUACGUAGGACUCGCAGCUCAGACCCAACUUCAAGUCACUUAAACUACUGGCAGUCUGCCAAGGGACUUGUAUAUUACUGGCAUAGAGCGAAUAAGUCGAUCUAUUAAAGUCUGUUAUUUAUGAAAGGAUAUUCUAUCA